Molecule: messenger RNA, 2790 nt
Organism: Adineta ricciae
Lineage: Eukaryota; Metazoa; Rotifera; Eurotatoria; Adinetida; Adinetidae
Source: the annotation of a GenBank genome assembly
AUGAAGUUGUAUCUUUCGUAUAUUGCCCACAAAACACUCAAAUUUAAAUGUUUCCUCACAAAUGAAGACGACCGUUGCGAUGUUACAUUGGGUAUUAGUAUGAGUUGUAUCGGCAUUAUUGCAUUAAUACUAUUGUUGGAUUAUGUUGCAUCAUUAUCAUGUGAUUGUGAAUCAUUGUCCAAUCAAUAUCUGAAAUUAAUUCAUAUAUACAAUCAUAAACUAACAAUUGAACUUCAUUUUAACAAAUUAGAUCAUAAAUCACCAAUAAUGAAUCCAUUGUAUACGGACGUCAAGCAUUUUCCGAUACCAAUUCAAUUAUGUUUUCAUCCAAAUGAAAAAACUGCGUAUCAAUCAAUGAAAAUCUCGGCUACUUCUCGCUGUAAAUCUGCGUUUAAUCGAAGCGAUGAGUUUGGUUGUAAUGUUCUCAUGUAUUCACUUCGAUGUCAACGUUACAAACUAUUUGAUUUGUUAUUAAAUGAUAUUUCAAUGGAUAUCGAUCUUCGGGCAAAAGAUCGACAUGGAAAUACAAUUGUUCAUUAUGUCAUUGUAUACAGCGAAAGAGAAAAUACAGAAUUAAUGGAGAAAUUAAUCGAAAAAAUGAAUCAAUUUCGAAUUGAUAUCGAUCAAAGAAAUACUUUUGGAUUUACACCAUUACUGUUAGCGAUAUAUUCUGGUCGAUACGAUCUUGGUUUAAUUCUUUUAACUAAAGCUAAUGCUUCGCCAUUCGUUCGAGAUUAUAUUCAAUUGAGAAGUAUCGGUGAUUAUAUUGAAAACGAUGUAAAACAAAGUAAAUGUAGUUCGAAGCUUGACAAAAUUCGACCGUAUUCCAGUCCAAUAACUCGUGAAUCAAUUCGUUUUCGUCUUCGACUUUACCAAACAUUCCCAUCGCGUCCGGAAACUUCACGUUCGAAUUUAAACGAAAACUUCUUCGAAAACAUUUUCCCACAAGCUGUGCAUGAUCAUUCAGGAUCAAUGCGUUCCUCGAUUUUAUUCGUGUUUCAUACAAACAAUUCAAUGUCGAAUCUAUCACAUCUCGUUCAUCAUUUAAAUCAACGUUUUCCAGUAUUAAACAUCGCACGAAGACAAAUCAAAGUUAAAAUUGAACAGUCUGGUGAUCAAUUUGAAAAUUCCAAAACCAAUAUUCAUUUGAUUCUGAACUUUUUUGAUCCAGAUCCCCGACCAAAAGCAAUUCCACCAAAACCGAUAACUGCACAUGAAAAAGGAUUAGGUCCAUUCAAACGUUCCAGUCUCGAUCAGAAAUUUUUAGUCAUGCAUUCCAUAAACUCCUCACAUCGUGCAUCCGGAGAUAUUCCGUCGUCGAUGUCAUUGAGAGAAACUCAUAUUUAUGAUAUCAACAGUCUGUCGGACAAGGACAAGUUCAAAUUACUGUCAGCCAAGGCUCUUGAUUACAUUGAUCAGCAUUGUGCCGUAUCGAUUCGUCUUGAUGGAAUUUAUAUUCCAGCUGAAUUAAGGCAAUUGCUUGACCAUAAAAGACCGCUUCAUUUAAAUGUAACAACUCAAGAUGCAUUUUCAUUUGAGACAUUUAAACGAUGUGUAACAACAUUUUUAUCAAGAGAACGUGAAUGUGAUGAAAAUAAUCUUGGACAAGGAAAUUGGAGUAUUGUCGAGCAAGGAUACCAAACAACAGUUAUUACGGGAUAUGUUUUCGAUGGAAUUAAAGGAUACAAUGUACCAAAUUAUGUCUUUGAGAAUUUGGCUUAUUUUAUUCGAUGUCUUCGUCAUCAAUAUCGAUGUAUGGUCACACUUUCAUGCGAAUCACCGGUGGUGAAAUUAUCGUCGAAAUUAACCGUUUCCAUAACACAUGAAUCACCAAUAAUCCGUCAUCUCGCUGCAACUUACAUGCAAAAAUCGAUGAUGUCGGCUGUGACUCAAUGCGAAAUGUAUCAUGUAAACCUUAUUUUACAUCAAAAUUUAGAUAUGUCACCAACCAUUGGAACACCACCUCGACUAGUUCAACCACCUGCAUUGAAUGAUGCACGUCUUCUUUUACCAACACUAACACAAAAUAUCAAUAAUAAAUGGGACACAAUGUCCUUGUCUGAUGCUGCACCGAUCUGUGAUGAUCCAUUAAAUCUCAACGAUAUCCUUCAAUCAGUUGCACCAGCAUCAUUUGGACAAAGUUCAAUACAAUCAACACCAUCAGUGAGUCAUGCAGCCAUGACUCGUCAAUAUCCUUCAACAUCUAUUACACACAACCUUACAAAUACAUUUGAUCAAAUGAGACUUGAUGAAUGUCGAUUAAAUCAACGCUAUUUAUCCAGCAGUACUGAAGCCGUCAGUCCGACAGGGACAACUACGGGUAUCGAUGAUUAUCCACACGAAGCUCGUCAACGUCGUGCACCCGUUGACCAUGCAUCACAAUUAGGAGCGAUAUCCGAUGUUACAGACGAAGAAGAAAGCGCGGCUUGGCGUGUCGAUCAACGUCCAUUUCAUACGCAAAUUCGUACACUUCAACAUCGUUUUUAUUCGUAUGGCAUCCGUGUCGGUGAAGAAUAUUCUCGAAUAACCUCGAUUUUAAAUAUUCCUCCCUUAAUUUCCAUAACGGAAACAGCUCGAGAACGGAAAAUUGGAACGAAAAAACAAUGGUACUUCUCACUUUUACUCGAUGGCCAUUUAAUGUUAGCCUACGUUUGGGAUUCCAAGAAAAACGAUGCCAAACGACGUGCUUACGACACUAUGGUACAUCUUCUCAAUACUACACAUGAAUUUGCGAUCAAACCAGUGAAAAAUAACAAAUGGAAAGUUGUUAAAGCAACUCGACAACGUUGA